Molecule: messenger RNA, 756 nt
Organism: Tremella mesenterica DSM 1558
Lineage: Eukaryota; Fungi; Basidiomycota; Tremellomycetes; Tremellales; Tremellaceae
Exons: 1
Coding region: 1-756 (251 amino acids)
Source: RefSeq, a predicted model, not a curated record
AUGUCUGAAUCCAUUGAUACCUUCGACUUUACCGAGAUAUAUGAAGCUCGCGGACUCACUUCUUCCAACGCGAAGUCCCGCCUCACCACACAAUUCCCCGAGACUUCCUCUUACUCUCCUUCACAUUUGAACAACGAAGCUGACAGUGAAAGCGAAAAUGACAUCAAGGAUAUGAAACAGGACGACAAUGUCAGCGACAACGCUCUCUACAACAACGACAAGAACAUCGACGACGACGAUGACGACACAUCAGCUGGCUCUGGCUCAUAUAUGAAUCAAUCUGAUCAAGACAAUGAACCUGAAGUUGGACAUGAAGAAAUGGAAGACUUUGAAGAUCCGGAGGAAUUAGAAAGGGCACUAGACACACCAUCAUCCUUCAUCUCGGAAACUUCCUUUGAGAGGGAGGAUGACAGCAGUCAUGAAUCUGCUGUUACAGGUGUCUACCGACGAUCCGACUAUGAUAGCUACAAGUACAAUAGCAAUGAUUUCAACAGUAGCAGCAGACCCCCGCCCCUUGAUAACCUAAUCCAUCACCAUCUUGAUUCUCUUCGGGAAAAAUUUGGCAAUUACUUCGAAUACACCAAACUAGCACCGGACCGAGACUAUAGAGAAAGUCGCCAAGCAUAUCUCAUAACAUGUCGACGGAGUGGGGACAGUGUCAUCACUAACAAGUCUGCAGAGGUUGUCUACCUCUCCUCGGAGGAAAAAGAUAGUGAGGGGGAAGAGGAGAACAGGAGGUGGUAUGAAUCUUCCUGA